GUUCCUCUGACUGAUUCUCUCUGCCUGCCUCUCCUCAGACUGACGAUGGCUGAAGCCCAGCUGUGUGGAUUACAGGACGAGAUCACCUGCUCGGUGUGUCUGGACACCCUCACUGACCCCGUCUCCAUUCCCUGUGGUCACAAUUUCUGUCUGAAGUGCCUCACGGACUACUGGGAUCAGAGCCAAGUGUGCAGCUGUCCUCAGUGCAGACACACCUUCAUGCUGAGGCCUGAACUGAAGAGAAACAAUCUGCUGAAUGAAGUCAUCAAGAAAUUAAAGAAGACGACUCUCAGUUCUCCUCCAUCUCAGAAUUAUGCUGGCCCUGGAGACGUGGAGUGUGACUUCUGUACUGGUAAGAAGUUCAGAGCAGUGAAGUCAUGUCUCACCUGCCCGGCCUCCUACUGUCAGACUCACCUGCAGCCUCACUAUGAAGUAGCGAUCCUGAAGCAUCACAAGCUGGUUCAUCCUGAUAGAAAUCUGAAGGAGAAAUUCUGUGAGAAACACCAGAAAAGUCUGGAGAUAUUCUGUAAAAGUGAUGAUUCCUGUAUCUGCAUGAUGUGUGUGGUGACUGGACAUAAAAAUCAUGAAAUGGUCGAGCUGGAGACAGAAAGAGAAGAAAAGCAGGGAAUCUGGAGUGGGGGGCUCUCAAAAACAUGGCCUGUUAAAGCCCACUGAGACACUCCUUGGGUGAUUUGUGGAUACACAAGAAAAGAGAAAUUGUGUUCUUUCCAGUGUGAGGUGCGCAGAGUGAAGAGUAAAGCAGACAGGCCUGUUCCUUGUGCUGCUCCAGUGUUGCUCACACAGUCCUUGAGUCUGCCUGACAGAUAGUCCAUCAUCAGGACACCACAGGCUCACCCACCUGCACAUCUCUGAGCUGACCCCUUAACAGGGAUGGCUGGGUGGUCUCGAAGGAUCUGGUGAAA
Messenger RNA from Erpetoichthys calabaricus (reedfish), 923 nucleotides. Its product is annotated as E3 ubiquitin/ISG15 ligase TRIM25-like. The transcript has 2 exons. NCBI's taxonomy places the organism in Eukaryota, Metazoa, Chordata, Cladistia, Polypteriformes, Polypteridae. Gene Ontology annotation, molecular function: zinc ion binding. The coding region runs from base 46 to 675 and encodes 209 amino acids. The record is from RefSeq and is a predicted model, not a curated record.